This is a messenger RNA of Lagenorhynchus albirostris (white-beaked dolphin), 3826 nucleotides long. It is a transcript of the gene RAB35, whose product is annotated as RAB35, member RAS oncogene family. Lineage: Eukaryota; Metazoa; Chordata; Mammalia; Artiodactyla; Delphinidae. The record is from RefSeq and is a predicted model, not a curated record. Gene Ontology annotation, biological process: Rab protein signal transduction; endocytic recycling. Bases 2667 to 3398 code for a protein of 243 amino acids. Gene Ontology annotation, cellular component: plasma membrane; endosome membrane. Gene Ontology annotation, molecular function: GTP binding; GTPase activity. The transcript has 6 exons.
UCCGCCGCUGCCGGAGCGCCCCGGAGGGAGCUGCGGAUCGCGAGGCCAGCACCGACCCCGCCCGCUAGCGCUCGCCUCCCCCGCCCGCCAUGGCCCGGGACUACGACCACCUCUUCAAGCUGCUCAUUAUCGGCGACAGCGCAUUUCGUCCGAUCCAUGGGGCCAGCCAGACUCAUCCUUAGAACCUGGAGGCCGCAGUGGCUGUUGAAGGUCUAAUUGAAGCUUUCGACCUCACAGAUGAGUGAACUGAGGCUCGGGGGUGCGGUGUGUGUGUGACCUGUCUGAUCCUAUACAGGGAAUUAGUUCCUGAGCCAGGAUUAAACCUGAGAACACGUUACUCAAAGGUCUAAGGGUUUCCAACAGUCUAGAACCGAAGCAAAGAGGGAUGAGGGAACUAGAGAGCAAGGGAGGAGCACGGCCAAGGGUGGGGGCUUCUAUGGAGGCAUUUUGAGGACCAGAGCAUCUGUGUAGGGCAAGAGGCAGAAGGCAGGGGCAAGAAGGAGUUUGAUGCAGGGAGAGCAGUGGUGACUGAGAGUGGGGGGUAAGGUUUUUGCAGAGAGAAUCUGUCUCCGGGCUACCAAGAGGCAUCAAGGGCCAGGGCCUGUGCUCUCUGCAGGGUUGAGGGUGAUGGGGCUGGCCUGUCGGGGUGCGUGCUGGAUAUGGCCCUUGGAAAGCUGCUGACUUCGGCUGUGGUGAAGGCAGAUUGGUACCCGUCACUUCCUCCCCUGGGCGGGUGCUGCAGGGUGGAUGGUAGCAGCAUGUGUUCCUAAGGUGGCUUCUUCAGGGGUAUUUAGGAAACGGUGUUUCUCUGCAUGGGUUUCCCUUCCUUUCAGGGGGGAGAGCAAGGCCAGAGGUGGGUGCUGGCCUGAAGAAGCCAUUGACGUGGUGACUGUAGUGGUUUUGAGCGGCUCUGCAGAUGAACUUGGGGUGAAUGAAGAGCACCCGGAGAGGCCAAGCUGGGGGGACGCUGCUGCUUCCCUGCUUCACGCAGAGAGCACCCCCCGCCCUUAGACGUAUGUGAGUCAGAUACCAUUUAACUUAAAAAAAGGAUGCUGCCGCCCCCCGAAAGUUUGACCACCUCUGCUGCUUGGGCUCCUUUUACUGCUGCAGCUGUAGCGUUGGGUAGCAUGGCUGUCUGUGAUUGGCAUUGGCUUAGUCAUAAAUUCACUAAACAGUGUUUUGUUGGCCCCUACUGAGUGCUGGGCCCAGCUUCCAGCCCCGUGAACAUGCAGGGCAAGUGGAGCGAGACCUCCUUCCUAGAGGAACUCAUGGCCCGGUGGCCCAGACACAAGGUUUUUGCUGAGUAAGCGGGCCAGGAGGCUCCAGGAGGAAGCAAGGAGCCGGCAGGGCCGAUGGGGUGUUGGCGCUGGUCAGAGCGCCGUGAGGGACUAGCCCAGGACUGGGGCUCUCCUCAGGCUGGGCAGGAAGCCUCGCAGAGGAAGUGGCCCCAGCGCGGCAGGCUGCGGCUGAGCGGCGGGGACCGGGGCUGCGGCACCUGUCUGCUCAGAGCUGCGCCCAGCCUGUCUUCAGGAUGGUCAGACCCCGGUUCACUCCAUGAGACAAGUUCUUCUGGGCAUCGCUGGGCGACUCACCCACUUGGAGAGGUCCCCAGAGGAGAUCGUCAGAGAGGACUGCCCAGAGAGGACGCCUGGGUCAGCUGGGAAUGGGGCAGCGGCAGCUCCCUCUGAGUAUCUGGUGAGCGCACGGGUUCCUCCCCACAGCCAGGCACACACACUCAAAGUUCGCUCUUAGCUGGGGGCGUAGGCGUGGGGUCUGAGACCCUGGGUUAAGACGUUCUCUUGUCUAGCUUUGAUAGCACUGCUGCUAAGACUCUGACAGGCAUGGGACACAGGAGCCACUUUGGGUUUUUUUGUUCCACUUCCAGAAGCAGAUGCAAGAAGACCUCCCAAGCAGCAUGUAUUGGCAAGAGCCGUGGAGCUCCAGGGUGGACAGCCCUGGAUUCAGAUCCAGCUCCAUGCCCCUGCCGAGGCCCCUAGACCAGCCGUGUAGCUUCUUGGAGCCUCUGAUACCUCAUCUUAAUAGAUGCAGCUGGACUUGCAGGAACAUCCGAGUGCCGGCCACACGCAGUGCCCUGCGUGUGCUAGUGGUUUCCUUCUGUGCUCGGUUGACCCAGCUGGCUUGGGGGGAGGGCAAGGGCGGAGACAGGAGGACACAGGGCACAGGACAGGUGCACCUGGAGGCUAAAGCUGCCGUGUGUUGAAGUAAAGGGAAGCCACCCCUAUGACGGUUCUGCCUGUUCUUGGAACAGGAGAGACUGUGGGAAGUGAAAUGGUCUGAGCACCCUGAGCACCCCUGAGCUGAGGGGUGUCAGGCGGGCGCCCCCCUCGCCACCCAUGUAGCCACCCGUGGCAUCAGCCGGGGUGAAGGUGGCCGACAGUCGGUUCAAGUUGUCUGCGCCUCACUUUCUUCAUGUGCAGAAUAGCCCUGAGGAUCUCCAGGGUGCUUUGCAGCCAUGCAGCCCCUUGUCUCUCACCAAACCGAAGCUCCACAUGUGAUGUGCAUUUUCCAGGGACUGCAUUCUAGACACACCUUGGGGCCAGUAUCCCUUGGUCGGCCUUCCCCUGCUUCGUGUCCGUCGUUGGGUCUCUUCCUUGGGGUUGCUGGGCCUGGCCCUCACACGGGCCCAGCUCGUGUCUUACACUGAGAUGGAGGAAGAGGUCAGAGAUCCAAGGGGAGAGGUGUUCUGGUGCAGGCUGGUUGGGGAGGAAGAUGGGUGCUGCUCUGCCUCUGAAGAGUUAGGACUCGGGACCAUCUCCCUGAAGAGGGGUAGGGGUUGGAGUGGGGACCCGGGCCUCCUCUCAUUUCCUGCUUUCUCCCCUGCAGGUGUCGGCAAGAGCAGUUUACUGUUACGUUUUGCAGACAACACUUUCUCAGGCAGUUACAUCACCACGAUCGGAGUGGAUUUUAAGAUUCGGACUGUGGAGAUCAACGGGGAGAAAGUGAAGCUGCAGAUCUGGGACACGGCCGGGCAGGAGCGCUUCCGCACCAUCACCUCCACAUAUUAUCGGGGGACCCACGGGGUCAUCGUGGUCUAUGACGUCACCAGCGCCGAAUCCUUUGUCAACGUCAAGCGGUGGCUUCAUGAAAUCAACCAGAACUGUGAUGACGUGUGCCGGAUACUAGUGGGGAAUAAGAAUGACGACCCUGAGCGGAAGGUGGUGGAGACAGAAGACGCCUACAAAUUCGCCGGGCAGAUGGGGAUCCAGUUGUUUGAGACCAGCGCCAAGGAGAAUGUCAACGUGGAAGAGAUGUUCAACUGCAUCACAGAGCUGGUCCUCCGAGCAAAGAAAGACAACUUAGCGAAACAGCAACAGCAACAACAGAACGAUGUGGUGAAGCUCACGAAGAACAGUAAACGAAAGAAACGCUGCUGCUAAUGCCCCCAGCCCACUGCAGAGACUGCACUGCGGCCACUCCCCCUGCCCCAGGCCAGGGGGCUCCUCUCCUGGGGGACACUGUUUCGUGCCGUUAUUUAAAGAAUUCUCUCCACGUUUUUGUACCGGGAGGCGCCAUCGGCACUUCCUCCCCUCCCCCAUCGAGUGCCAAGAAGGUGUUGGACAGCCUGCCCUUCCCUUCUGGCGCCCCUGCCCCCCGGCCAAGGCGCCUGGGCCCGGCGAGGACGCUGCCAGCCAAGCGGACUGAUUAACCGGAGUUUGUACAUAAUGUAUAUUGCUUUAACCAGCGCAUCACCCUUGUCCUGCUCUGGCUCUUGCCUCCCUAAUGCCAGCCUGCUGCGACACCCCCUCCCCACCCAACCCCAACUUACUGCCAGCAGCUUCCUGAGGGGACAGGAUUACAUGCUAGA